AUGAAUAUAUAUGUAAUGAGGACACGCAAGGAAGGGCUGAAUACCUAUUUGACCGAGUUAAGGAAGAUUUGCAACCUAUUCCACAGAGAAAUGAUAAUACAACAGAGAGAGAAUUCACAGACUAUUUUCUUGAAAUUGAACACCGCUUGUACAAUAAUCCACAGCCAAAUUAGAAUACUACACAGAAAGAAUUAA
Plasmodium inui San Antonio 1 is the source of this 195-nucleotide messenger RNA. RefSeq lists its product as hypothetical. The transcript has a single exon. The coding region runs from base 1 to 195 and encodes 64 amino acids. NCBI's taxonomy places the organism in Eukaryota, Apicomplexa, Aconoidasida, Haemosporida, Plasmodiidae. The record is from RefSeq and is a predicted model, not a curated record.